Plasmodium gonderi is the source of this 1104-nucleotide messenger RNA. Its product is annotated as glycerol-3-phosphate dehydrogenase. Gene Ontology annotation, biological process: glycerol-3-phosphate catabolic process; carbohydrate metabolic process. Gene Ontology annotation, molecular function: glycerol-3-phosphate dehydrogenase [NAD(P)+] activity; NAD binding; protein homodimerization activity. The record is from RefSeq and is a predicted model, not a curated record. Gene Ontology annotation, cellular component: glycerol-3-phosphate dehydrogenase (FAD) complex; cytosol. The coding region runs from base 1 to 1104 and encodes 367 amino acids. The transcript has 5 exons. Lineage: Eukaryota; Apicomplexa; Aconoidasida; Haemosporida; Plasmodiidae.
AUGCACAGGAACCUUUUCGAUAAAUUGAAGGAAGGCCCUUUGAAGAUAUCAAUCCUAGGCAGUGGAAAUUGGGCCAGCGCAAUCAGCAAAAUUGUAGGAACAAAUGCAAAGAAUAAUUAUUUAUUUGAGAAUGAAGUAAAAAUGUGGAUUCGAGAUGAAAUGGUAAACGGAGAAAAAAUAUCAGAUAUAAUUAACAAAACACAUGAAAAUAUAAAAUAUUUAAAAGGAGUUUCUUUACCGCAUAACAUUGUUGCAUAUUCAGAUUUAUCAAAAGUUAUUAACACUGCUGACCUGUUAAUAUUUAUUAUCCCAUCCCAAUAUCUGGAAAGUGUAUUAGCAUUAAUAAAAGAAAACAAAUCUAUAAAAAUAGAGAAGCACGCAGAGGCCAUAUCAUUAACUAAAGGAUUUAUUGUUAAAAAUAAUCAAUUGAACCUUUGUUCUAAGUACAUUAGUAAUUAUUUGGAUAUCCCUUGUUGUGCUUUGUCAGGUGCAAACAUAGCUAUGGAUGUUGCUAAGGAAGAAUUCUCGGAAGCAACCAUAGGAGGAAAUGACAAACAUGCAUUGCUAAUAUGGCAAAUGGUUUUCGAUUUGCCAUAUUUUAAAAUAAACUGCGUUAAUGAAACUGUGGGAGUUGAGAUUUUUGGUGCAUUAAAAAAUAUUAUAACCCUAGCAGCUGGAUUUUGCGAUGGGCUUGAAGCUUCCCCUAAUUCCAAAUCUGCAAUUAUCAGAAUUGGAGUUAAAGAAUCAUUUAUGUUUGGGAAAAUUUUUUUUAGUUACACUGAUGUGAACAUAUUUUUUGAGAGCUGCGGAGUGGCUGAUGUUAUUACAUCCUUUUUGGGAGGAAGAAACGCAAAAUGUUCUGCCGAGUUUGUGAAAAGUAAACCUAAGAAGACGUGGGCACAAUUGGAGAAUGAAAUCCUUAAGGGGCAAAAAUUACAGGGAAUCGUAACCCUAAAAUACGUAUAUCAAAUGAUUAAAGAGAACAACUUAACCAAUAAAUUUCCCCUUUUCACUGUGCUUCACAAAAUAUCAUUUGAAGAUGAAGACCCCAAUGAACUGCUGAAAACAUUUAUGAAUAAUGUUGUAUCUCCUAUAGCUCCAUAG